This is a messenger RNA of Zea mays, 1589 nucleotides long. RefSeq names its product GADPH (AA 1-337). The coding region runs from base 357 to 1370 and encodes 337 amino acids. Gene Ontology annotation, biological process: glycolytic process; glucose metabolic process. Gene Ontology annotation, cellular component: cytosol. Gene Ontology annotation, molecular function: glyceraldehyde-3-phosphate dehydrogenase (NAD+) (phosphorylating) activity; NAD binding; NADP binding. The record is from RefSeq and is a predicted model, not a curated record. NCBI's taxonomy places the organism in Eukaryota, Viridiplantae, Streptophyta, Magnoliopsida, Poales, Poaceae. The transcript has 12 exons.
GAGACGUUAUCGGGAACGUGAAGCCCAGGACGGACGGGGCGGGCAGGAGCGGCCACAUCUCAUCUCAUCCUUCCACCGCGGCCGGCAGCACAUCACGGGCCUGCCGUGCCGCCACCGUGGCGUUUUAUUGUCUGUUCGAAACCACCACUGCCUGCGCCUUCUUCUGGAGAAAGGCAGGCGGAGGCGGACAGGCCACCCCCGCACCUCAUUCCACAAUUAUUUGCGCCCGUCCCAUGUCAGUCGGCUUUAAAAGGACACGAGCGCUUAAACCCCCACCCCAUAUCCGCAUCCGCUGCCUCCGCCUCUCGAGUCUCGUCCACCCGUCAUCCUCCUAGCUCCUCUACUCGCCAGUCGCCAUGGGCAAGAUUAAGAUCGGAAUCAACGGCUUCGGAAGGAUCGGCAGGCUCGUGGCCAGGGUCGCCCUCCAGAGCGAGGAUGUCGAGCUCGUCGCCGUCAACGACCCCUUCAUCACCACGGACUACAUGACCUACAUGUUCAAGUACGACACCGUCCACGGCCACUGGAAGCACAGCGACAUCACACUCAAGGACUCCAAGACCCUUCUCUUCGGUGACAAGCCGGUCACCGUCUUUGGCAUCAGGAACCCUGAGGAAAUCCCGUGGGGUGAGGCUGGCGCUGAGUAUGUCGUGGAGUCCACCGGCGUCUUCACUGACAAGGACAAGGCUGCUGCACAUCUCAAGGGUGGUGCCAAGAAGGUUGUUAUCUCUGCCCCAAGCAAAGACGCACCCAUGUUUGUUGUUGGUGUCAAUGAGGACAAGUACACCUCGGAUGUUAACAUUGUUUCCAAUGCUAGCUGCACCACAAACUGCCUUGCUCCCCUUGCUAAGGUCAUUCAUGACAACUUCGGCAUUGUUGAGGGUUUGAUGACAACUGUUCAUGCCAUCACUGCCACCCAGAAAACUGUUGACGGACCCUCAGCCAAGGACUGGAGAGGUGGCAGGGCUGCCAGCUUUAACAUCAUUCCUAGCAGCACCGGUGCUGCCAAGGCUGUUGGUAAAGUUCUUCCUGAUCUGAAUGGCAAGCUCACUGGUAUGUCCUUCCGUGUUCCUACUGUGGAUGUCUCGGUUGUUGACCUCACCGUCAGAAUCGAGAAGGGGGCCUCCUAUGAGGAUAUCAAGAAAGCUAUUAAGGCUGCUUCCGAGGGUCCACUCAAGGGUAUCAUGGGUUAUGCGGAGGAGGAUCUGGUUUCUACCGACUUCCUUGGUGACAGCAGGUCGAGCAUCUUCGACGCCAAGGCCGGGAUCGCUCUGAACGACCACUUCGUCAAGCUCGUCUCGUGGUACGACAACGAGUGGGGCUACAGCAACCGCGUCGUCGACCUGAUCCGCCACAUGUUCAAGACCCAGUAGAGGGGUUUUUUCCCCCUGCUUCUCAUGGAUGGUUGCUGCUUGUGUAUGCCGAGAAUAAAUGUGGAUGGCGCGUGCCUCUGGGUCGCCAGGUUCAUGCUGAGUCUGGACAUGUUUUGCACUUUUGCUUCCCUUCCUGCUACCAUCUGUGACAGAACCGCUCGCUAAUAUGGGACCUGAGAUUAGCUUUUUGCUGCUUGUGGUGAGGUUGCAGUUUUGUUC